Molecule: messenger RNA, 1011 nt
Organism: Poecilia latipinna (sailfin molly)
Lineage: Eukaryota; Metazoa; Chordata; Actinopteri; Cyprinodontiformes; Poeciliidae
Product: dual specificity protein phosphatase 14
Exons: 2
Coding region: 248-865 (205 amino acids)
Biological process (GO): protein dephosphorylation
Cellular component (GO): cytoplasm
Molecular function (GO): MAP kinase tyrosine/serine/threonine phosphatase activity
Source: RefSeq, a predicted model, not a curated record
AUUAUUAACCCUGGCGGCUGAUUGGCCGCCGGCCGGGUCAGCCAGAACCAUGUAGGGUGACUGGGUCUCAUUCUCAGUUCCGGUUCGGGGCGCAGCGGCAGGUAAACCUGGACUUCAUGUUUCUGUCGGAGCCUCUGAAUCCCAGAACCCGCUUUAGACGUAGGUUGGAAUAAAAACCAGAGGGCAAACGUGAAGCUCACCUGGAACUCACCUGUUGGUGACUGUUGCGCCCUGCCAGGCGCUCCUGAUGGCGCUCUCCCAGGUCACGCCCUCCCUGUUCCUGAGCGGGGCCGACGCGCCCCUGAACGGCGCCCUGAUGUCACAGAAAGGCAUCACGCUGAUAGUGAACGCCACGCUGAGCCACGCCCUCCCUUCCCACCCGGGCGUGGAGUGUCUGCGCGUCCCCGUCUGCGACCUGCCCUGCGAACCCCUCGGCCUGCACUUCGACCGCGUGGCCGAGCGUAUCCAUGGCAACCGCGCCGGAGGCACGCUGGUGCAUUGCGCAGCGGGGAGGAGCCGCUCGCCGGCGCUGGUCAUGGCGUACCUGAUGAGGUUCCGCGGCGCCACGCUGCGCCAGGCUCACCGCCGCGUCCUGGAGAGCCGGCCCUGCAUCCGCAUCAACGCCGGCUUCUGGGAGCAGCUGCUGCAGUACGAGAGGAGGCUGUACGGCCGCAACACGGUCCGGGUGGAGCCCGAGGGGGCGGGGCCUCUGUGGGCGGGGCCAGAGGGGCCGCGCCGGGCCGCUCCAUCUGUACUCAGAUCUCCUGUGAUGACGCGCUCUCAGGUGAUUAUGUCACCACAUAAAUUAAUAAGAGAAUCUACCGUGUCAUCAAAGAGCAACAGAAUAAUUUACAAACCGCUGUGAGUGUGUGGAGCUACAUUACCUGGACAGGUGUGGAGCAACUGGUGUUCACCUGGCCAGCAGCCUGGACCACCAGAACCAGUCUGGGGACAGGAAGUGAGUCUGUUCUGCUUGGUUUUGCUGUCAAUCAAUAAAUAAUUUCCAUCAGA